UCUGCCUCAAUCUAAUGAGUGCAGUAUAUAUGUAAUCCUUUUUUUUUUUUAACUUUUCUUUUCUUUUCUAAUGGGUUCAUGCAUUAGCGCUUGGUUUACAUGAGAGGAAGUUGAAGAAAAAGAUAAUGACCGAGGGAAGGGUGAGGUUACUUUUGGUGCCAAAGAUGAAGAUCGGCAACUUUACAAACUGAUGAGCAAAGAUAACGAUGACGACGACAAGGGGCUAGAUGAGGAUGGAACAGAGCUUGCCUGUGUAUCUUCCAGGCUUCAGAAGCCAGAACCAGGACCCUCACAACCAGCUGCUGACGUACCACAUUCUCGUCCUCUGACCAAGGAAGAUUUCCAAGUUCUGCUCGGGGUUGAAAGGUUCCGAUGCCCCGAGAUCUUGUUUCAUCCCAACUUAGUCGGCAUCGACCAGGCAGGCCUAUAUGAGAAGGCUGGGGUCUCGAUAAGGAGGCUGCCAUCCAAGGACCAAGUCUUGGAGGAGAGACUGACCAGUUCAAUCCUUCUGACUGGUGGAAGUUGCCUUUACCCUGGUCUGAGUGAGCGCUUAGAAGCUGUGUAUGAUUUGGCCUUGUGGAUCACCUAUAAAGGUGGUCAGAGCAUUGGAUCCUGUUCUUGAUGCGUGGCGUGGGGCUUCUGUUUAUGCAGCUGCAGUUCAAUUCCCACAACAGACAUUUAGUAGAGUGGAUUUCAAUG
Populus euphratica (Euphrates poplar) is the source of this 699-nucleotide messenger RNA. RefSeq names its product actin-related protein 5-like. NCBI's taxonomy places the organism in Eukaryota, Viridiplantae, Streptophyta, Magnoliopsida, Malpighiales, Salicaceae. The transcript has 2 exons. The coding region runs from base 191 to 622 and encodes 143 amino acids. The record is from RefSeq and is a predicted model, not a curated record.